Messenger RNA from Lolium perenne, 1842 nucleotides. RefSeq names its product F-box protein At5g49610. Lineage: Eukaryota; Viridiplantae; Streptophyta; Magnoliopsida; Poales; Poaceae. Gene Ontology annotation, molecular function: protein binding. The record is from RefSeq and is a predicted model, not a curated record.
AGCAAUUUUCCCUUAGAGCAGCGUUCUCCUUUGUAGAACACACGGUUUCUUGGCUCUCAAGUGGGGCAUGCAUGGUUUCCUUGAUUCUCAAGCUUACUUCUUCUCCCCUUGGCGAGCCUCCCAGCUCUUUCGCCCUUGGUUAAUUGCCGCGGCGGCGCACCCAAACCACCUGGCUUCCUGUUCUUGCCGGAUCGGAUUCAUAUACGUAUAGGACUGUGUAUAUGCCAUAUCACCUAACCGAUCGACCCCUGAGGGCAACGAUCCUUCUACCCAAGAGCAAUAUGAUUUACACGGCCAUGUCGACCGAGUCGGAGCAAUGCCAUGGCGGAGGAGGCGGAACCGACGACGACAGCCUGCCCGAGGACCAGAUGUUCGAGCUGCUCACCCGCGUCUCCCUCGACGACCUCGCCGCGUGCCGCCAGGUUUCCGCCCAGUGGCGCCGGCUCACGUACGAGCCGGCGUUCGGGCCGCAGCACUGCCGCUGCCGCGCCGACGCCGUCGUCUCGGGCUACUUCGUCCAGGGCAUGGCCCGCAACCGCUACUCCGCCACAUUUGUCUCCAUGACGCGCCCCUCCUCCUCCUCCCCACCCGUUCCGCCAGUCUCGCUCGACUUCCUGCCCUGCGCGCACGUCCGCGUCGAGGCCGUCUCCGCGCACCGCGGCCUCGCGUGCUGCGUCGACGCCGACGCGCGCGUGGGUGGCAAGGCGUCCUCCGCGCGGUGCUACUACGCGUGCAAGCCCGCCACCAGGCAGUGGCUGGCGCUGCCCAACCCGAGGCUGCGCUUCCCCACGGCGGCCACCGCGAUGGUGGCGCGCCCGGCCGGCGCAGGCGCCGCGGCGGACUUCAAGAUCCUCCGGCUCUCGGUCGCCACGCUGCGGGACCGCCUGCGCUGCGAGAUCUUCGACUCGCGGAGGGGCGCGUGGCGGCGGUCCGCGGAGGUGAUGCUGUGGCCGGAGUCGCUCGUGGCCGCCGGCCCGGCGACGAGGGUCCACGGCGCCAUGCACUGGCUCCGGUGGCCAGACAGUCUCACGGGCGCCAGCGACAUCUUUGCUUUCGACAUGAAGAGCGAGACGUGGAGACUCAUCGGCCUCCCGCCGGAGGUGGGGGAGGACAGAGGGGAGAGGUGGGCGACCAAGAAGCUGAUGACGGUGGAAGGGAAGCUGUGCCUGGCAGUGAUCGAGGACGAGGAGGCUGCGGUGUGGGUGAUAGAUGGCUACGGCAGGCAGCAGGAGAGGUGGGAGAAGAAGAUGGCGGUGAGCUUGAAGGGACUCGCGGUGAACCAAGGGAGAGACCUCGUACUCAGAGAUCUCUGCUCCUCCGAGGUCGCCUUCUUCAACAGUGUAUACAGAGUGAUCUGGUACGAUUUUUGGAAGGGCAAGGUAGUAGAAGUCCCGGUGCAUCACAAAUGCAUACAUGAAGUUUUCAAGUACGAGUCAGAUCUGGACCCUUGGGACAUUGACGAAAACAAAAUCUAGACUGGGAUAGAUACACACUGCUGAGAUAUGCAUUUUGGAAGCUCACAUUUUCCAGAACUGCCAGUGUCGUCUAUUCUCACUAUCCCGGUCGAGCCUUUAGUUUUCGUGAGAGAAGUCAGCACGAGUCUUGAUGAUGUCGACAAAUUCAAUUAGUUUCAUUUUGUUGUUAUCACCGUUUUAGAAUUUAGAUUAAUUAUUGCAUUUUUCAUUUGGGAGACAAUACCGGCCGGAAUGAUCAUUUAUUGUACAUGCCCGGUAUGACCCUAUUUCACUAUCUUCCGUUGAUAUUCGCAAAAUAUGACAUCACAUGGUCUUAUUUCGUGAUGAUUUUUUCCUUUAGACGCAACAUUUACCUGAAAAGUAAUGA